AUGAGUGGGAAGUUAAAAAGUCUGGACGAAGUGCUUAAAAGAGAACCUCAGUUCGACAAUAAUACUUUACUGGAUCGUUUUUUCAAACGCUUUCAUAAACAAAUUGCAUCCCAGAUCAGUGAUGAUUCUAAUCAGAGCAUAUAUGCAGAAUUAGGAUGUGUUGAUAACGCAGAGUUUGCUUCAUUGUGCAUGAAUCAUCUAGAAGAACUGAACAAGAUAGUGUUGCAGACUGGAAGCAUCAAGAAAGAUGGACAAUAUUUGCUGCCAAUUUCACUUCAUGAUAUGAAGGACUUCGAUUUACUCGUUAAUUUAAUUGUAGUCCAUGGAAUUUAUGCAAAUUUACCAAAGGGAUUCGGUAUUCCAUUGGAACAAAGGAAAAUGGGUAGGUUCAGAGACCAAGACAAAAGAUUCAUUAUAGCCAAAGAGCACAUUCCUAAUUCGAAUACUCUUCAAUAUAUUUGCUUUGCGUUGUACAACAUAUUUAUCUCGAACCCCAUAAAGGAAAAUGUUAUUAGUGAGUUACUUUUGAAAGGAACUGGAUAUACCGACCUACUCACAGGGCUAAUUGCUUUGUUGUUUCAACAAUCAUCGCAGCACGAAAUCUUUUCGAAAAUGAUAGACAAUCUUGAGUCUUUUCAAUCAACUUAUGAGCUAUUGUCUCUCUAUUCAUUAUUAGUCCAUUCCACAGAAAUGUCGGAUAUGAGGACUUAUGUUCUGGAGAAACUCUCAACGUUACCGAUCAGAAGAAACGAUGGAGUUAUUAGUGUAAUUGAGUUUAUCGUGGGUAUACGUGAAGAGGAAGAAAUAAACGUUGAAAAGCUUCGCAGAGUUAAUCAACUGCUUGUCGCGAGACCUAAAACAUUAAAAAGUACAGAGUACUUUUCAAAGCUUUUUGACCAAAUAUAUGAUGGCAUGGUAAAUCUCAAUAGGCCAAUUAUGAUAACUUGUUUGAAUAGUUUGGUCACUGAAUUCUUCUUCAAGAACAGGCGAAUUGUAAAAGACUUCCUCUUCAAGAAGAUUUAUCGAAUCCUCUAUAAUGAACAAUUGGUCGAUAUCUCUUCUAAGGAGCUGAAUGACACCAUCAAUGUGGUUAUAUCACUUUCCAAAAAUACCUCUCUCGAGGUUGUACAAGAGUUCACCUCAGGAGGUGCGCAGAAUUUCUAUUUGAAUUUAUGGAUCUACGCAAUGUACUUGAAGAAAAAUCAACGUUUCCAACCAGGUAUAUCACCGAAAGAUCAAAAUACAGGCUCGUAUUAUAGGGUAAUCAUUGGAUUAAUCAAGACCUUCAUAGUUUUGACGUCAAAUUAUCACGCUUUGGAUGACAUCGUUCUUCAAAUAGUUAAUUUUGAUCAUGAAAGCUGGGGUUACGGGAUUGAUCUUGAAACUCAGCUUCCGUAUGUCAAGCUUCUUGAUGAUAACAAAGUUCUAGAGGAUUUAAAAGUCACUCCGUUAAAUGAUGAGAUAAAAUUGCAAAGGAUUCAAGAAGUUUUUCUGGAUAUUGAUCUUGCGGUCAACUGUUUUAAUGAAUUGCUGAAAAUGCUCAAUGAGCCUGAUGUUAUCAAAGACUUGUUUUUAUCGGUUAUGAAUAGGUGGGUUCGAGCUACUGGUAACAGUAUGAAGAAAGAAGAUACAUUGAAUGAAAAUGUUCAAAACAGUUUACUUGUUCUAGUCGAUCUGAAGCUAUUAGAAAAAAUGAACGAACAUUUCAAAGAUGAUAUUAUUCGAAAACCUCAGGAUGUUCUAUUGCUUGUUGAUGAGCUGUUGGAUUUUUGUGGGGAAGACGCAAUUGACGAUAAAUACAAUUCUAUUGCAGGGGCAACGCAAGAUUCGGAUGAUGAAGAUGAUGAAACAGAAGAUCCAGCCGUAAAUGAAGAAAGCUUUCUUGUUCAGCCUGAAUCAUCUAAUACAUUUAUAACAUUAUUGAAAUUGUUAUCUGCGGUUUUGUCGUCAACAAAACCGGAAGAACUGAUCGGUUCCAAGACCAUUUUGGAAUCGAUAACGAACACAUUAUCUAGGUACGACAGGAAUGAGAGCUGUCAAAGUUUGAAAACAAACAUUGGCAAGAUUUUGGCAAGGGACUUCGUCUUAAAUACCCAAGAAGAUGGUGAUAAACUAAAAACCCAAAAAUUUCUUCUUCAAAAGGCUAUGGCAAACCUAAAUGACUCAUCUGUUCCAAUCAGAGCGCAUGGGCUUUAUGAACUGCGGUCUCUCAUCGAACAAAAGUCCCCACUUCUUGAAACUGAAUUGGUUCUCAAUCUACACAUUAAACAAUUACAUGAACAGGAUCCUUUCAUCUACUUGAAUGCCAUCAAAGGCCUUGUAUCAUUAUGUCAAGUUCAACCUGAGAAGAGCAUGGAGUUUUUGUUGGACUUUUAUCGAAAUGAAAAUAGAAAACAUUGUCUUGAUGAUCUUUUGAGAGUGGGGGAAGUUUUAAUGAACUAUAUUAUGGACAGUGGUGAGCUGUUUAGUGGUAAGAGCGCAGAUGCCCUCGUUGGCGUUUGUUUAGAGAAAGUACAACAAGUUGAAACAACGGAUGACAGAUUGAGAAUGUCGGCAAUGUCAUUACUUUCUAUGUGUCUGCGUAUUAACGCAAAGGGAGUUCGGAAGCAUAUAACAGAUCUUUUAGAUUGCGCGUUCGGGAUUUUACGGUUAGAGAUGAAUGACGAGGAUUCAUCUAGUAGUAAUCAAAAAAAUCCGAAACUAAUGAGAAGAAGCGCAGUCCACCUAAUUUAUGACUUAAUCCAAAGUACUGGUUUGUCUGCGCUUCCACAACAGUAUAGCGGAUCUAAGUUGGUGAGUUUAAUUAAUUACGCAAAGGAGAAUGAUCGAGAUUACUUGACUUGUGAACAGAUUGACGCACUAUUAGCUCUAAUAAGAAGCGAUUUAAAGGAACAGCUUCAAAUAAGCGAUAUUCCAAAUGAGGUGGUGCAAUCUUUGAAAUUAUGA
This is a messenger RNA of Lachancea fermentati, 2946 nucleotides long. The record is from the annotation of a GenBank genome assembly. NCBI's taxonomy places the organism in Eukaryota, Fungi, Ascomycota, Saccharomycetes, Saccharomycetales, Saccharomycetaceae.